Messenger RNA from Lepus europaeus (European hare), 1188 nucleotides. It is a transcript of the gene SPO11, whose product is annotated as SPO11 initiator of meiotic double strand breaks. Gene Ontology annotation, biological process: meiotic DNA double-strand break processing; reciprocal meiotic recombination; meiotic DNA double-strand break formation. Gene Ontology annotation, cellular component: nuclear chromosome. Lineage: Eukaryota; Metazoa; Chordata; Mammalia; Lagomorpha; Leporidae. The transcript has 13 exons. The record is from RefSeq and is a predicted model, not a curated record. The coding region runs from base 1 to 1188 and encodes 395 amino acids. Gene Ontology annotation, molecular function: ATP binding; DNA binding; DNA topoisomerase type II (double strand cut, ATP-hydrolyzing) activity.
AUGGCUUUUGCGCCCGUGGGGCCUGAGGCCUCGUUCUUUGAGGUUCUGGAGCGGCACAGGGCUUCCCUGUUGGCCGCGCGGAGCGGUAGCGGGGACCGCCCUGACGCGGGGACUCGCCUGGCCUCCAGCCCCGAGGUUCUCGCCUCCAUAGAAAACAUCGUGGAAGACGUGGUCAGGAGCCUGGCGAGACGGGAAGCCCCGGCGUUGGCGGUGGCCGACAGAGCGAGCUGGCAGAACGUGAAGUUUGCAGAGUCAGCGGGUCUGCAGAUGGCACCUCACUGCACCACAAGAAAGGUCAGAAGUGACUCACCAAGAUCCGCUCAAAAAUUUGCUCUAAUUCUUAAAAUACUGUCCAUGAUUUAUAAAUUAGUACAGAGCAACACUUACGCAACCAAAAGAGACAUAUACUACACGGACAGCCAGCUCUUUGGAAGCCAGACUGUGGUGGACAGCAUUAUCGAUGACAUUUCUUGUAUGUUAAAAGUGCCACGGAGGAGUCUACAUAUAUCAUCCACGUCCAAAGGUCUAAUUGCUGGCAAUCUGAGCUACGUGGAGGAAGACGGCACCAGGGUGAGCUGCACCUGCGGGGCCACAGUUGUUGCUGUGCCAUCUAAUAUUCAAGGAAUUCGAAAUCUAAUUACAGAUGCAAAAUUUCUAUUAAUUGUAGAAAAGGAUGCAACAUUUCAGCGGCUCCUAGAUGACAACUUUUGCAGCAGAAUGUCUCCAUGCAUCAUGGUUACGGGAAAGGGGACACCUGACCUGAACACAAGGCUCUUGGUGAAGAAGCUGUGGGACACGUUCCACAUCCCCGCGUUCACCCUCGUCGACGCCGACCCACACGGCAUAGAAAUAAUGUGUAUCUAUAAAUAUGGAUCCAUGUCGAUGUCUUUUGAAGCCCAUCACCUCACAGUUCCGGCUAUCAGAUGGCUUGGGCUCCUCCCUUCUGAUAUUAAAAGGUUAAACGUACCUAAAGAUGGUUUGAUUCCACUGACCAAACGGGACCUGAUGAAGUUGGACAGUAUCCUGAAGAGACCUUACAUCGCCUGCCAGCCGCUCUGGCGAGAAGAGAUGGAAGUAAUGGCCAACUCGAACCUGAAGGCGGAGAUCCAGGCCCUGACCUUCCUGUCAGCUGAUUACCUCUCCAGAGUGUAUCUGCCUAACAAAUUAAAAUCCGGAGGAUGGAUAUAA